Molecule: messenger RNA, 1494 nt
Organism: Rotaria socialis
Lineage: Eukaryota; Metazoa; Rotifera; Eurotatoria; Philodinida; Philodinidae
Source: the annotation of a GenBank genome assembly
AUGAGUAACGAUCUUAAGUAUGUUCUUUUACCAUCGAUUGAUGAACAUCGUCGACCACCGAAAUUUCAGCCAUGGUAUCGUGAAAGAAUAAAAAUGAAAUAUCCAUGUAAUAUCAAUACACAAAAUUGGAAAUUUGUUAAAGAUGGUCUUGAUGAUUUUCGUGAUGGUUUACCACCACCACAUGAUGAUAUUAUUUUACAACCAGACAAAGGUCCAGGACCUGUAUUAAUCUCUGAAACUCGUCGUAUAAAAUCAUCGGCAGCAAAAACACGAAAUCGUCUCAAAGACCAUCAAGUAUAUUUUAGUAAAGAAAUCCCAGCAGUCGAAAGACGACGUGAAGCAAUAGAUAAUUAUAUAUCGACUAUACUUACUCAUCCGAUGGCUUUCUUUGAACAUUUUAAUCAAACAUUGCCACCUGAGAUGUAUGAACGAUUAACAAGAUUGCUCGAAGCUGAAUUAUUACGUUCCGACAGUGAAGAACCAAUUUCAUUCGCGGAGGAAUAUAAAAAUAUUACUUCAGUAUCACCAAGUAUUCCAAUAACACGACCAGAUACGGGUCAUACUGGAAAUAGUCUUCCACCAAUGAUUUCACCAGAAGUGGAAAAAACAUUUGUCCAGGAACUAACUGAUGAUUUAACAACGGAAACAAAAGAUGAAACACUAGAAGAAUCAGAUAGUAGAAAUGCAUCGAACCGGAUCGGACGACCUGGCAUUGUUUAUGAUGAUGCUGGUAACCAAUGGGAUAUUGAAGAAUUUGAAAGAAAACAAAAAAAUCCCUACCGAUGGUUUAUUCAAAAACAACGUGAAAAAGAAGCAGCCAAAGGACCUACUGCUGAUGAACGAGCGGCUGCAGCUAUGGAAGAACGACUUCACAAUGUUUCGGAAAAAUUUUGUAAUUGGUUAUACGAUCUUGGUGGUGAAAAGAAUGAUGAUAUUGAUUCAGGUGUUGUUAGAAAUUUGUUUUCAACUGCUUAUGAUACAAAACCAUCUUUAAGUGUUCCAAUUAAAAUUGUUGAUAUGGCAAGAGUUCCUGCCGAACUACGAGAAGGUACACAGGAUACGAUGUUUCCCUUAUCGGAACGAGCAAAAUCAAAUUUAUCGGAAAUGCGUAAAACACCAAGCUCUGCUAAAUCAAAGCCACCAUCAGUUGUAGUUAAACAACCAGAAUCAUACCCAACAAAGUAUCGAUACGGUGCAUGGUAUUUACCAAAAAAUCUUUGGCAACGUUCAUUAACAAACAACGAACUUCGAGAUCCUAAAAUUGUUAAAGCUGAACGUGAAAAUGUAACACGACAACAAGAAGAAGAAAUAAAUGCUCGUCUUGCUCCAUUACACGGUGUUGAUGCAUUCAAAGAAUAUUUACAAGAAAACAACUUUCGACGAUUACCAAAAUUAAUAACUGACGUAGAACAGUAUCGACGUCAACAUACACGUGAAGUGGCAAGUGCACCAAUAGAAGCUCAAGCUAAACGAACAAUAAAUUCAGCACCUUAA